Messenger RNA from Epinephelus fuscoguttatus (brown-marbled grouper), 3884 nucleotides. Its product is annotated as vesicular inhibitory amino acid transporter-like. Gene Ontology annotation, biological process: amino acid transmembrane transport. The record is from RefSeq and is a predicted model, not a curated record. The transcript is spliced from 8 exons. NCBI's taxonomy places the organism in Eukaryota, Metazoa, Chordata, Actinopteri, Perciformes, Serranidae. Gene Ontology annotation, molecular function: amino acid transmembrane transporter activity. The coding region runs from base 28 to 1962 and encodes 644 amino acids. Gene Ontology annotation, cellular component: vacuolar membrane.
CUCACUCUGCAGACAACGAGGCUGAAGAUGGGCUCUCUUCGCUGGGCUCGGAGCUCUGGGCAGCCCUGGGGUGCUGCUGGGUCUCUGUGGGGUUGGGCGGUGUCGAGGAUAAACCUGGACUGGACGACAAGGAUAUUUCAGGAGGAUGAAGAGAUGCUGAUUCUGACCCACAGUGACGAGCUGAACAGAACCUAUGGUGAGGACAUCAGAUUGCCUUUUGACAACAUCACAAACACAGCUAACACAAGCUCUGAUGACACCAGAGGAAAUAGGACCUCAUUCAGAAGACACAGUCUGUCUUUGACUGAGCAAGUUAAUCCCAGUAUCCCAGCAUCCACCAGCACCUUACUGCAGGAGAGUCCAGCUUUCAAAGAAACCAGAGCCACUGCCAUCUCCACCGGACCCAGAACCAUCACUAUAACUUCAGCCGUUUCCUCCGUAGACUCCCUUUGCUUCAAAAACACAAGAAGCUAUGGCAAAGGAAGACGAGCCUCUGAGACACAAGCUGACAAGAUGGGAAGCAACAGUAAGGAGAACCAGAACCAGGGUAACAAGAGAGGAUCCUACAGGCUGUUUAGAGGGAACAUGCACAAACAGAGACUUUCAGAGGAUGGAGAGGAGACCAUGGAGGGGACGUCUCAGUUCUGUACCAGCCUUGAAGAUGAGAGAGCAAGGAUGAGUUUGACUAAUCAUGUUCAGAGCCCCGAUACCGACACAACAGGUGUGAGUCAUUCUCCCACCAUCACUGCCUGGGAGGCUGGCUGGAAUGUCACAAAUGCUAUACAGGGUAUCUUUGUGUUGGGUUUACCCUUUGCUCUGGUCCAGUCAGGUUAUCUGGGUCUUCUUCUGAUGGUUCUGUCAGCUUGGGUCUGCAACCACACAGGGAGGAUACUGGUGGCCUGUCUGUAUGAAGAGGAACAAAGUGGUGGCACAAUGUCAAAAGUCAGAGUCCGACACAGCUACCAGGACAUAGUGGAGGCCUGCUGCAAAGGACUGUGGCCACACUGGCCUGGACUCGGGGGGUGGAUGGUUAAUGUAGCUCAGGUCAUCGAACUGUUGAUGACCUGCACCCUGUAUCUCGUCGUCUCCACCAGUCUGUUGUCUGACAGUCUCACAGGGGUGGCUGUUCCUAGAUCAGUGUGUUCUCUGGUGUCUCUGAUGUUCCUGCUGCCCUGCCUGCUGCUGACUGAUCUCAGGCCAGUCUCCACUCUAAGCCUACUGUGCUCCUUGGCUCACAUCCUGAUCAGCCUGUUGGUCAUGCUAUACUGUCUGAGUCGAGCCAGCAGCUGGACCUGGUCCACUCUCUCCCUGUCUGCGGACCCAGAGGACUUCCUCGUCUCUGUGGGCGUCAUCAUCUUCUCCUACACCUCGCAGAUCUUCCUCCCUCCUCUAGAGGGCAGUAUGGAGGACAGAGGGCAGUUUAAUGCCAUGCUGGGGUGGACUCAUGGUGCUGCCUGCAUCAUGAAAACUCUGUUUUCUUUACUGGCCGUGUUGACGUGGGGCACAGAGACCAGUGAGGUCAUCACAGACAACCUGCCCUCUGACCUUCGACCUCUUGUCAACCUGUGUCUGCUGGCUAAAGCCCUGCUGUCCUACCCUCUGCCGUUCUACUCUGCUGCUGAGAUACUACAAACCUGCCUGCUUGGAGAUGUGUCAUCGUACUCCAAGCACGGAGGUCGAGGUGUGUCUCGCCCAGCCCUGUUGGUCCGUGCCACCUUGCUGAUGACAUCAUACCUACUGGCCCUGCUAGUCCCCAGGUUCUCCCUGUUGAUGGGUUUGACGGGCAGCGUGACCGGGGCGGCCAUGACACUCAUACUGCCGUGUCUGUUUCACCUCAGACUGCAGUGGGGCUGCCUCGCUGUGAGGGACCGGCUGAUAGAUGUGUGCAUACUGAGUCUGGGGGUCAUCUGUAGUGUGUCUGGUGUGUUUUGUUCAGUGAAGAGACUGGUGGGAGGACUGUAGGAGGAAGGAGUGAUAGAUGGAUGGAUGGGUGGAUGGAUGGAAAGUCAGAUGUCUGGACAAGUCAAGUAGGUGAUUUCAAAGAAAAGAACUGUUGCAAGCUCUCCUUUAUAAUAUUUUUUGUAUUAGAAACUGUAUCAGUGCAUGAUUACUCUAGUCCUAAAAGAUAGUUACUAACUCAAAAUAGCUUUUUGACAUAUUUGUUGAAACUGUUACUAUAUUCUAAACGAGACGAAAAUGAGACAGAAUCAGAUGGCAGCACAGUCAGUAACAACCAAUCAAAGCUCAAAACUUUGUAACACAGCUGUCAAUCAUGUCAAUUACUCUUUGAACUGCGGUCAAGCUGUCAAAUUAGGCAGCACUGAUCAAAUUUGAAUCAAGAUUCUAUAACUUCAUGCCUUGAUUUGCAUUUCCAUUAUCAGUUUAAACUUGCUAAGUUGUGCCAAGUUGUACCCAAGUUGGACUAUCUCUAGAGUCAGAUCAAAGCGCAUCCGACUGCCUCUUAGCAGGUUGCGGUGUUGUCCAAUGCGCUUCUUGAUCAUUCAUGGAACAUUUGGCGUCAACUUCAGGUUCCUUCUCCUCUUCUAGAUCUAUUACGUCAUUCCGUCUCAGUUUCUCAAGCAAGAAGCAUAGAUGCCAUCACAAUCAGUCGUUGAACAGUGCUAAAGAUAGCACUUCUUUUAAAUGUCAUUGACUCAAGACAAGCACAACAUCAGUUAAAUACACACCUUCAGACGGGUCCUGUUGUAAGAGAUGGAAAAACCCCAUUGUCCCAGUCUGAUGCUAAGUAAGUAAAACUAAGUCGAGCCAAGCCAGCACAUGUGUAUGGAAAAUAGCUAUACUUGCCAAGCAGACAGAAAGGGCAGAGCCUCCCAGUGGCCUACAAAUCAGUUAUUGCAGGCUUAACCAUCCUCACACUUACAAAUUCUAAAACAGUCGAAAAGGCCUGUUCACUUGAGAUAGAGUUCAAAUUCUUAAGUGUUGCUUCAAUAUGUAGAUACAUUUAUCUUGUAAGUAAUAUGGUCUUAAAUACUGGAUUUUGGUAUACUUUCACUGUAGUUCCACUAGUAACUGCCAUCGAAUCAACAAUAAGAUUUACUCAAAAACAAAAAUUUAAUUGAUAAAUUAUUACAUUUUAAGUGACAAACUGUGAGUCUGGUCAGGUGGAAAAUGCUCAGCAUUAACAAAGCCAGACAAAACUGGAAUAGAGUGGUUAUACCUCUAGGUUAUAUUAGAUAUUAUCUGCAUAUAGUGGGAAAGUUUAAUAAUAUAGUAAUGAGUAAGUCAGUGUAUAUUCUGUGGCAAUACAAGGACAGUGAAAUCCUCUUGCUGAAAUAUUACCCAUAAAUAUUACAAAGGGUGCAAAGUAGAGUGAUUGAUGGGACUUGAUCAGCAAUACAAAAUAACAAUCUGUAUUUCUGACGCAUGUUUCUUGAAGCUUCCUAUAGAUUCACCUGUCAUCGCUGGAGAUGUUUGUGGCAUUCCAUUAACCACACCAUCAAAAUGUUAAAAAAAAAAAAUCUCAUUCCCAACGGUGUCUUGUUUUUAAGAAGAAGUAAAAGCAAGUAAUUCAUAUUUUUAUGAUUGCAUUGGACAGCAGAAGAGGAUUGUCACAAACUUGGUAAUAGAAUGUCAACAACGUCCCAGGUUUUGUUCAAGUAAAGCGUGGCGUUUUGUUACAUAUGCUGUAAUUCAAAACUGAACUAUAAAAAGUGCAAAUUUUGUUCCAGACUAUGGUGUUGCUGUAAGAAGACAAGAUAAUUGUGGCCAUUAGUGGAACAGACUGGACAACAAUACAAUUAACUCUAUUUCUGAAGCUUUAAUGUACAGAUGAACAUUUUUGCUGUGCGGUAUUAUUGUAAAAAUGUAGGCUGUGAUAUAAAUGUGUGCACUUUAUCUUUGUUUUGGAAAUGGUCCAAUUAGCC